Messenger RNA from Guillardia theta CCMP2712, 1557 nucleotides. RefSeq lists its product as hypothetical. NCBI's taxonomy places the organism in Eukaryota, Cryptophyceae, Pyrenomonadales, Geminigeraceae. The record is from RefSeq and is a predicted model, not a curated record. The coding region runs from base 1 to 1557 and encodes 518 amino acids. The transcript has 4 exons.
AUGAACGCCUCGCCAACAUCUCGUGCAAAGAGCAAGAACCCUCCGCAAUGGAGGCUAGCUGCUGCCGAGAGGGCCAGAAGGGGCUUCGUAAACCACCAUGUGGACACAAGGAAUCUGGACGGAUACCUGCAAGACCUACAGGAUGAUGAGUCGGACGACGAGAAGCUGUCCAAGGCCUUUCAUCUCACGAGGACAGAGCAGCCGCAAGAAGCUCGAGAGCUCGCAGAGGAAGCGCUCAAGGACAACCCGGCCUCGGCAUCUGCCGUGUUUGUCAGCGCUGCUGAGUGCGAGUCAAGGCAAGAUUGGGCCGAGGCUGCGCGCUUCUUCCUCCUUGGGCUGAGCCACAACAGCGCAGACACUUCGAUGGAGCAUGGCUUCCAGACCAACGUCGACAUGCUGAGAUCAAACAGGAAUCGCCAUGUCGAAAGGCCCAAAACCAACAAGUGGGAUGAAGGUCUGGUGUUCAAACCCCAGCAGAGGCAGGUGGAGAGGAAGGUGAAGGCCACCGAGAAGCCGCCAUGGUACCGGCUGGGCCCGGUGUUUGAGCAGCUGAUAGACAACCCCGGGUUCCUGAGUGACCUGACAGACGCUGAAGCAGACCCUGAGGCCGAGAAGAUGGAGUUGAGGCGGGUCAUCUACCAGAACCUUCCCUUCUUCAACCUGAUCUACAAGUACUACGCAGACGAUCUCAACGAGACGGUGAGCGCGGAGCACAACAAUCUGAUGGAGGUGGAGUUCGACGGGCAUGACGCAAAGGCCGGCAAACAGAAGUUGAAGCUCAAAGGGUUCUGGAGGCUCCUCAAGGAGUGCAAGAUAGCGGUGGGGAAUGCGAGGACGAAGAUGCCUGUGGCCGUGUUUGAUAGGAUCUGGAUCCAAGGGAAUCAGAGGAUGUCGGUUCUGAACAAGGAUGCAACUUAUGACGUCAGCACGGAGGACCCGCACGACCCCGAGCACGUCAUGACUUUCUAUGAUUUCAUGGAGGCCAUCAUUAGAGCUGCUGCUCUGAAGUUGAAUGGAACUGUGAGCAGUAGAUUUGAAAAUCUCCUGAAGGAUUUUCUCAAACCCUUUGGAAUGCGAAAGCAGACGGAGAAGGCAUUCCUGGAAUUCAGAAGCGAGCCCAUAAGGGGACUUCUUUACCGACAAAACAUUCACACUAACUUGAGGAAGAUCUUUGACUACUUUGUUUCGACCUAUCCUCACAACAAGAUCAAGAGGAACGUGAUCGGGCCGAUGGACCUGACGAUGUCGUUGAACCAUGUCUACUACGCGCUGGAGAAGAUGGAGGUGUUCGAUUCCUUGUUCAGCUACAAGAAAUGUGUGGCCACGUAUUGUCAGGUCACGUGCGACAGCGAUCUUCUCCCUCAGGAGCAUCCCAACAACCAGAACAGUGAGAUGACAUUCGACGAGUUCCUCGAAAUGAUGCUUCGGAUCGCAAGGAAGAAGAAGCCUGUCGGGGAUGCAAAGAGUGCUCUGAAAGAGUUCUUGGCACAUGUAUUCCAUGUUUGUCAGAACCUGGUCCCGUGGAAGCUCCAAGAUGUCAAGGAAGACAUUGCCUGA